Myotis davidii is the source of this 2171-nucleotide messenger RNA. RefSeq names its product C-type lectin domain family 5 member A (gene CLEC5A). Gene Ontology annotation, molecular function: virus receptor activity. Gene Ontology annotation, biological process: innate immune response. The coding region runs from base 170 to 745 and encodes 191 amino acids. The record is from RefSeq and is a predicted model, not a curated record. Lineage: Eukaryota; Metazoa; Chordata; Mammalia; Chiroptera; Vespertilionidae. The transcript is spliced from 7 exons.
UGCCAAGACAGAGAGACUGUGUGAAGAAGGAAGGAAUCGCCUGAGCGGGAGUGUAUUCUCAAGAGAAGGGGCUCUGUCCACCACACCACGCAUAAGACCACCAGGAAGAUCCCCACUGCAAACCAAUCCAACCUUUCAGGGAGAGAGCAGGCCUCCUCAUCUCAUCAUUAUGAACUGGUGGUGCAUGAUCUCUGGGCUUAUCGUGGUGGUGCUUAAAGUUGCCGGAGUGACCUUAUUUCUGCUUUAUUUCCCACAGAUUUUUGGCCAAUGUAAUGACAGCUGCAGUCCCACAGGGAGCUAUGGAACAGUCCCACAGAUUUUCGGGAAUAGUAAUGACAGCUUCAGUCCCACAGAGAGCUAUGGAACAGUCUGCCCCAGCAGGUGGGAUUUUCAUCAAGGAAGAUGCUUUUUCUUUUCCACCUCUGAAAUGUCUUGGAACAAAAGCAGGGACCUCUGUGAAGCACAAGGAUCGACUUUGGCCAUUGUCAACACGCCAGAGAAACUGAAGUUCCUCCAGGUCAUAGCUGGAGCUGAGAAGUAUUUUAUUGGCUUACUAUACCAGCAGGCAUCGAAGAGGUGGCAUUGGAUCAACAACUCCAUUUUCAACGGCAAUAUUACCAAUCAGAUUCAGAAUUUCAACUGUGUGACCAUAGGCCUAACAAACACAUUUGAUGCUGCAUCAUGUGACGUUUUGCACCGCUAUAUCUGUGAAAAGCGUGCCAACGAACCACCAAUAUACUCAUGAAGAUAGCAGAAGAGAACAUUGAUAAUUGGGACUGAUCCAAGAAACAGAGAAUAUCAAAUUACUGUGUCUGUCUUCUACGGGUUACUGGCUGAGCUCCCUAACCAAUCCUCGGGGCUAAUGUACAGGCCCCUUUACAGAUAUACUUGCAUGUACACAACUGAGACAAACCCACCAUUCUGAGCCAGUAAUUCCUCAAGAGUCCAUUUCCUGUGAGAGUCGCAUCUGUGAUUCCUUUUCAUCCGAACAAGUCAUGAAGUCAAUGAUCCCUUCGUGCAUCUGUAGACUAGAGGAGGCCUGGCUGUUUGGGGGAAUGAGCUUCUGUAUUCCACAAGAGGGACUGGAUACUAGCCAUCUCCAGGAAACAUGAACAGUUUUGUGGAGGCACUUCAGUUGGUAUAAAAACAGCUAUGUUUCUGUAGAACUGAGCAUUUCUCAUUGGUCAACAGGGCUGAGCCUGUUGCUAGGGUCUGUCUGAUCCUCAGAGCACCUGGCCAUACUAUCAGGAAAAACUGCAGACUGAGCAGGUGUGAACCUUAUUUAGAGAGUAGCAAGGGUGGAAGAUGGAUAAACUCCACUUCUGUGCCCUCAUCUCUGUUCCCAAGAGACCCCUCCACACACUCUUCAUCCCUGCCCCUGGUCUGAACUGAGACUAGGCUCUGGGAAGGACUCUUGGAGUCGAUCAUGGAGCAGAGACAGUGUUGUUCCAGGGAAUGAGGAGGAGUCCAUUCCUGGCAGGCCAGGAAUCUGCUAGGAAACCCCUUUUAAGACAACCCAACAGUCAAGAUGAUCAAGCUGACUGAAUCUCUGUUCUUCAACAAAGCUCUAAGGGAGACUCAAGCUAACAAUGUUCUUGGUCUUGGCCUGAAUCUCCAUUUUAACAGAUUCUGAUUAUCUGAUCAUAUUUGUUGAGUAUAUUUUAACAAACUGGGGUCGUCUCCUGGGCCCCAGUGAUCACAACAUAUUCCUCUUUGCAGUUCUAUAGCGACCCUGCCAGGUACAGCUUUGCACUUGUUGACAUCACACUGAUCCCAGACAAGUCUAGCUGAUCAAGAAUUAGAAAAGAAGGAGAGGGAUGCUCAAGGAAACAUUGGGUGGAGGCAAGGAGUGGGCAUACAGGAGAAAGGGCACACCAGGAACAAAUGGAAAUCAUUCUGGAGGAAAUAAGAGUCCAUUUGGCCCGAUGGGAAGGAAGGCAAGAAAGAGGUAGAAAAAUCAUGGGGUAACCUGUCUGUUCUCUGAACUCAACAUAGGCCACAGACCCUCCUCAGUGCAUGGAAAAGAGAAGAGAGAUGCCCACGGGUUUUCAGUAGCAAGAAUUAAACCAUGAGAGACUGUACAAAAUAAAUGGAAAUUAUAGUCACCUAAGUAAAAUGCUUACCAUUUAUGUCUAAUAAAAUAAAUGUCAUUAGAUGGAUGUCAAAUUAAA